Molecule: messenger RNA, 1366 nt
Organism: Eruca vesicaria subsp. sativa (arugula)
Lineage: Eukaryota; Viridiplantae; Streptophyta; Magnoliopsida; Brassicales; Brassicaceae
Source: the annotation of a GenBank genome assembly
UAGCAUCUUCUUCCUCUCUCUAAAAAAUCUAAUCACAAUUGAUCGGAAACCUAAAAACUAUCUCCCAAUUACUCCGCCACGAUGCAAAUCCGUCGCCAGAUCUUCGUCAAAUCUCCUCACCACCAACAAUCCAUCGCUCUUCAGUUAGAUCCUACACAAUCCAUCCUAACUCUCUCAAAUCUCACAUCCUUACUCGAACCAUCGCAUCGUAUCUCGCUCUCCGCUUUCACCCUCUCUCUCGAUGGAAAACCUCUCAACGUCUCCACACGGAUCAAAUUAUCCACCCUCCCUCCCGUCUCCACGCUCACACUCCACCCUCGCCUCCUCGGAGGCGGAGGAGACGGCGGCGCGACGGGAGCAGAGUCGCGCGAUUGCUACCUCAAGAUGUACGCGGAGAAGAAGCCGGAUAAGGUGGAUCCGAACGAGCAGAGGCUAUCAAAGUGGCUGAACUGCGCUUUAUCGAACGAGCCAUUGGCUGAGCCUUGCGUGGUUGAUCUACUCGGGAACUUGUUUAAUAAAGAGGCUUUGGUCAACGCUCUGUUGACCAAGAAGUUGCCUAAGCAGUUUAAUUACAUUAAGGGUUUGAAGGAUAUGGUGAAUAUUAGGCUUACGCAUGUGGCUGGGGGUGAUGAUGGGGUGUUGGGAGAUACGACGAGUUCGCGGUUUCAGUGUCCGGUUUCGGGGCUUGAGUUUAAUGGGAAGUAUAAGUUUUUCGCGUUGAGGGGGUGUGGGCAUGUGAUGAGUGCGAAGGCGUUGAAGGAAGUGAAGUCUUCGGGUUGUUUGGUGUGUCAUGUGGAGGUUAAGGAUUGUGAUAAGAUUGUGAUUAAUGGGACGGAGGAGGAGGUGAAGUUGUUGAGGGAGAGGAUGGAGGAAGAGAAGGCGAAGGUGAGGGAGAAGAAAGGCGGCUCGAAGAAGGGAAAGAACGGUGUUGCUGUGGUGGAUGCAGGUGUGAAGGUGGUGAAGAGACAGAUGGAUGAUGGGAAUGUGAAUGUGAAUGUGAAUGGGAAUGGGGUUAGUGUGAAGAAGUUUAAGGCGGGGGAUGCUGUUCCCGUUAAUGCUACUAAGGAAGUUUAUGCUUCUCUGUUUACUUCGUCUAAGAAGAAGUCUGAUUUCAGGGAGACUUACUCUUGCAGAUCAUUGCCUCUGGGGAGGAAUUGAUUUGUUUGAAGACAUGUUUGUUUGUUCUGCUUUGGUUUGUAAUAAACUUGGUUUUGUAAUUCUGGAUGAUAUAUCACGUUAUUUACUCUUAUUUCGCCCAUGUUUGCAUUCAUUGUACUAAAACUUGGAGGUAAUUGUUGUAUCAUUAGCUGGAACUGUAACAAGAGGGUGUAUGUAUGUCGUUUACAUCAAUUAUAUAAGGUACUAA